Molecule: messenger RNA, 801 nt
Organism: Brettanomyces bruxellensis
Lineage: Eukaryota; Fungi; Ascomycota; Pichiomycetes; Pichiales; Pichiaceae
Exons: 1
Coding region: 1-801 (266 amino acids)
Biological process (GO): endoplasmic reticulum to Golgi vesicle-mediated transport
Cellular component (GO): TRAPPII protein complex; TRAPPIII protein complex; TRAPPI protein complex
Source: RefSeq, a predicted model, not a curated record
AUGAGCACACCAUCAAACAGCAAAUUAAUGCUAACAGGAGCAGGAUAUAACCCUGUUAUUGGGCCUGGAUCAACUGCAGAUAGUACUAAUAGCCUGCCAAAGCAAACAGCAUCACAAAGAUCAGUUUCGCAGUUAUCUUCACCUUCAAGUCUGCUCAGAUUAACAAGCACUAGUUCGGAGAGAAAGCUUAACUCUUUUGGUGCACAUGCAUCUAUUUAUGACCGAAAUCUUCAUAGGGGAAUGCAUGAGAUAUCACUUUCAUCGAUGAGUUUCCUUUUUAUGGAGGUGAUAAGGAUGAGCCUAAAUGGCUCAGAAAGUCUGCUACAGAUGGAAAGAAAGCUCAAUAAUCUUGGAUAUCGUGUUGGACUCCGGCUUCUUGAACUUGUCUCGUUGCGUGAGAACUUCAACAACAAUUUGGCUUCAUCUGGGAAGUCAAAUAUUGCCCAACGUCAUGUUAGAGUGCUUGAAAUACUACAAUUUGUGAAAGAGAGCAUAUGGCCGUGUAUGUUUGGAAAAGAGGCCGAUAAUUUGGAGAAAUCUGUUCAGAACAAGAAUCAAUACAUGAUUAUUGACAGCGAUCCAAUACUAUCCAGAUACAUAUGUGUGCCAAAAGAGUAUGAGGGACUGGAUUGUGAAUCGUUUGUUGCUGGAAUUGUUGAAGGCUUACUUGACAUAUCAUAUUUCAGGUGUGAAGUGACUGCUCACGGUGCACCUUUGGAAGGUUACCCUAACAGAACUGUGUAUCUUGUUGAUUUUGAUAGCAGUAUAAUAAGAAGAGAGGAACGGUUAUCAAAGACAUGA